Solanum tuberosum (potato) is the source of this 1064-nucleotide messenger RNA. Its product is annotated as acyl-coenzyme A thioesterase 13-like. Lineage: Eukaryota; Viridiplantae; Streptophyta; Magnoliopsida; Solanales; Solanaceae. The record is from RefSeq and is a predicted model, not a curated record. Bases 182 to 712 code for a protein of 176 amino acids. The transcript has 3 exons. Gene Ontology annotation, molecular function: fatty acyl-CoA hydrolase activity.
CAUAGAUCCGCCCCUGAGUGUGGUCCCGUUACACUGCCUUGUUGAUUGGUUAUGGCGAAAAAAGGGUCAAUGGAAUGACAGUGUAAUUUCUUCCGAUAAAUAUAGCUUUGAAAUUUGUUGAUUGGAUAGCAAAUUGCUUAGGUAUAUACAGUUGAAUCUUUAUCAGGCAAGGUCAAGGUAGAUGGGGGAAGAGAGUUCAAAAUCCAAGAGUUCAUACACCAAAGAGACAGUCAUCUCCGAAGAUUUAGCUGAGGAGGCCGCUUUCUUGGUGGAUCGUCUCCUCAGCCGCGUGCAACUCCACGGGGACAACUUUCCGGCCCAAUAUAAAUCUUUCUCUGAACUCACUCGCGGCUGCCUCAAGGUCCACAGCAUCCAUCCUGGCAAAGUCUCCUGCAUUCUAUCUGUCAAAUCUGCAAUCUCGAAUAUUUAUCGUAGCAUGCAUGGAGGAGCAGUUGGAGCUGUCGCAGAGAGGGUGUCAAUUGCCUGUGCUAGAACUGUUGUAGGAAAGGAUAAGAAGCUUUUUCUUGGAGAAUUGAGAAUGUCAUAUCUUUCUGCUGCUCCAAGCAACGCAGAGGUGGUCGUAGAUGGGUCGAUCACUAAGAGUGGAAGGAACAUAACUGUAGUUGCAAUUGAUUUUCGGCUCAAGGACUCGAGGAAAUUGGUCUACACCUCGAAUGCAACAUUCUAUCACAUGCCUGUAGCAAGUUUAUGAACUUCAACUCAACACAUUACGUAGAUACAUUUGCUAAACCCGUUCAGCAGCUCCAGCUCAUGUACAAUAGCAAAUCAUUGAUAUAAUCUCAAGACUCAUAUAUGUAAUCACCAAAUCAAUAUCUCGUAUUAUCUGAAAUGCCCUUAGUUGUCUUCUGUAUCUUCUUUGUAACUAAGCGUUGCUUGUUGGAAUACACAAUUGAACCAUGAAUUAUUGAAAGAGAACGAAGUGAAAGUCAUGUACAUCAAUCUUGUAUAAGCUGUGUCCAAUGAAACUCAACUUUAACUGCAGUGCUGUAUUACUACUUAAUACUGUAACAAUGACAAUGAGAUGACACAGAUCUUUUGAAAAA